Molecule: messenger RNA, 18488 nt
Organism: Anopheles stephensi (Asian malaria mosquito)
Lineage: Eukaryota; Metazoa; Arthropoda; Insecta; Diptera; Culicidae
Product: serine-rich adhesin for platelets
Exons: 4
Coding region: 698-15610 (4970 amino acids)
Source: RefSeq, a predicted model, not a curated record
AAGCAAAAUCGUAAAAGAAAAGCAAGAUGGCUACCGUUUUGCUCGUCGUGGAAUAAUUAAACAAGAAGAGAGCCAAAAGCUCAAGAUAAAAUCGAAUUUCCGUUGCUGUAAGAGAUGUGUAAACAUACGUUAUGUGAAAUAUGCAUGUGUAAAAGCGUUGCCCAUUAAUCGAACGCACAGAAAACUUUGGCCCACAUCCGUUUUAAGCAGCCGACCACAAUUGUGCAUGAUCGAGGUGCAAAAGUAAGCAAUAGGAAAAGAAAGUUGCCUCCAUGUGGAGUUGAACGCAACAAAAACAUCCCUCCAAGCUUGAUGCACUAUUCCCAGAGCAUUAAUGUGCAGAAUCCUCGUCGGGCAUCAAAUUGCCUAUCACGUUCAAGAAAAAGGGUGUUUAGAGAAAGCUAUGUAGAGGCAAAAAAAAAUAACACACACUCACACAUUUACCAACAACAGAAACAAUACUUGUGUUUGUUAGUGCGUGCGCGAAGAAAUGUUUGCACCAGAGCAGCAGCAGGCAGCAGAAGCAGCAUGUAUAACAUACAAAAAAAGUAAAACAAAACAGCAUUUACAUUUGGAGCAAUAAGCAACCGUCUAUCUGCCCCAACCGAAUAGUCCCCGUGCUGGACCAGGCAAUCAUCUAAUGCUGUAUGGAAUCGGGAUUAAAUAGACUAAUAAGGCAGCCGAUGUCAAAGUCAACAUGACUAAAAUGAUACGCCUACACCAGCUAGGUGGUGAUCAGGAACAGCAUCCGCCGGAUUUAACCACCGAGAACGGCAUCGAGGGUGAGAAUAUUUGCACAGAAAUUCCCAGCCUACGGGAAAGCGCGCCGAAAUCCACCAUCAAGCUGCAAGAAACCUCGACCAAAAGUAGCCCGGUGGAAGAUGUGGAGCAGGAGAGCCAAAGUCAGCGCAGGACUUCGCACCGGCUACUGACAGUGAAUCGUACCGACACCGGUGGCAGCACUUCCACUACAUUAUGCUCGUCUCGGUCGAUAAAUGGCCAGAGCAUGCCGGGGAAUCUUCGGACUAGUGAACAAAGAGUGUCAGCGACUGUUGAUCCUUCUUCGAGCACGAGCAUUAUUUGCAGUUUGCCACUGAACCGGUUGGAGUCAAUACUGGGCAUGCUAAAUGUAAUGCACAAAAGCCCCACGCCCACGACCGAUCGGUGCCCUACGGACGGUGCAACGAGACGAGAACAGGACCGUUGCAAUAUGGUGGGAUGUGCAGCUUCGGACGCAGAUCGCGCCCACGAUGCGGCGUACAAGGUGUUAUGCUUGUAUUGUGAUCGUAGUUUCAGCAGCCAAAAGUUGAUGAUCAAACACACGGAUCGCAUUCAUCGAAUAGCGAAGGAACGACGAAGCAGUGCGCGCGUACUGUCGACAGCGCUGAACGGAACAGACAUUUCCGCUUGUUGUCACUUUUGCCAUAAAAGCAAGACUCUAAACUUAAUGUCAGAAAAUUUGCCAGAGUUAUUCAAGCACCUGAUUUCCGUACACUCUGAUCGCUACUACGCCUGCGAGCACUGUACCCUACGUUUUCCGAACGACGAAGCACGAGAAGCGCACAUGGAAGCGUUACAUUCGUCUACCAACAAUGGGCGCCCCAAGUCGAAAGCCGCUCUCAAAGCCUUUAGUCACAGUACUCAAAUUGAUUGUACUCUUCACCACCAACACCACCUGCCACAGCCGAUCGUCAGCAUUGUGAACUGCAAAACGCUUAAACCCGGCAUCGUAACGGAACCAAACGAGUCUUUUCCAACGGCCCCGGAACCCAGCUCCCGGUCGAUGGAUCGGCUCGGUGCAAGCAAUCGUGUUCACGGCAGCAAUGCGAAGGGUGAAUCGACAGCACAAAACAUCUGUUUGCGAUCGUCGCUCCGCAAUGCAAAUGCGCUGGUAGCCGAUAAAGAUGCGGAAAGUGGCAAAUCAAACACCAAGGCCUUUAAAAAGUCGGAGCGAUUGCUGAGAAGAAAUUCUGAGCCCAUGCUACUGUCACGGUUAGGCAUUACCCAGCACAGAUUACCUCGUCAGAGCCGGCGGCUUAUGGCUGCUGCCUCAAUUAAUGCAAGCGCUUCACUGCUAUCUUCCGAUCCAUCUUCGUCAGCAUCGUCUACAUCGUCCACUUCUUCAGUCACGGGGCCAUGUUUAGGAAAAUUCACAGCCAAGAAAAAGGGUCUCGCACUGUCACAUGACGAAGGGCACCCGGUACAAAAUUGCUACAAUAAAAUCACCAAGAUGAAAACCAUACGUUCUACCCUGCACACCAGCUCGUUGCCGCCCGCAGACGGUCCCGGGGGUCCCGAUAUGAUGGAUUCUAGUAAAUCAUCCGACAAAGGAUCAGAUGGUAAUGCAGCAAAUGGCAACCUUUUAGUCCCUAGCACCGGACCAAUGGGUGACAGUGCGGGUGGAUUAAACAAUCGCGGAUCGGUGGGUUGUUCGCCGGCCGGUAAUAUUGUUUGGAGCGAUAGUACCUGCGGUGUAAGUGGCAACGCGUCUAGCAGCAAUAGCGCUGUGCUAGUGGCAGCAAGCAACGGCGUUUUUGAUGAAGACUUCUACGAAACCGUCACACAGAAUGUGAAAAACAAUCUAAGCUGUCACUUGGACGGAAAACUGGAAGCACCUGCACCCGGUGCACCGAGCCCAAUGAGCCCGGUAGCUGUUGUACCAGCGGUACGGUCCACUCUCGUCAAGAGCCCAGUGUCGACGGAAAGCAAAAUUCACGAAGCAACUAAUCUUCCUGCCGUAUCCGUAAUGUUUCCCACGCUACUAACCGUGGAGCAGUAUGGCACGGAUCCGAAGCCAACGACGAGCAGUGCAGCGUUGAGCGCCAUACCAUCCACGUCGUCAGUGAAAACGAAGAAACCUGUGACUAAAAAUUCGUGGAAAUGGAAGUGGGACUUUGUGAAGAAAUACAAAUACGUGAAUGAAAACGGGCGAAUCGUCAAGAAAAUCAAACAACCAACGGUCGGAUUGCGCGAUCUAUCCAAACUGGACAUGUGGACACAGUUGACCAUGCGUACAAAGCAUGAGCUAUUCCAACAUCGACGGUCCGGCGAUGAUCAACAUCGGAUGCCACUACUAUCAGACACACCAUGUGCAAAUGCUUCUGCCAAAGGCGAGCCGCCGGUGCUCAUUGCCGAGGUUGGAGCUACUUUGCGCAAUGAAAAACGAGCCAUGGUUGAGCAGUUGGAUCACAUCCUCGAUGCACGAUUGCUGCCGCACAUAGAUUUAGAGCAGAAUGACCAGCGUAUCGUAAAGCUUGAGCCGGCUGAUGAAGAAGCUAGUAAAGAGCUGCCAACCGGUUUGUAUACAGAGCCAUUGGACGAGAAAGAUGUCACGAUUACCCUACCUCCGGUACAAAGUUCGUCCCUUGUACCUUGGUCAAAUCAGCCCCAGGCCCCACAACCCAGGGCCAAAACUGUGGACUUCCUGCAAAGUCUGCAGCUCAUGCAGCUUAACAAGCACUAUCAAAAAUCACCUGUCGUGUUGAGUGGCGAGUGGGCCCGUCCUAGGUGUUACAUCUGCUAUGGCUGUGGUGCAAAGUUUACCUCUCUGAAGCAAGUCGAAGAGCAUCGCAUCUUCCGCCAUCCUCACGUACACUCUACCUUCUACGAGAUUGUUGGUCGCGAGCUGAUCGAGAAGCGACUGUACAAGAACUUUUUCAUCCCGGUCGUAGCAUUGAUGAUGCACCGUUGGCACUGUAGGCGGUUGAACAAUCCGGAACGAGUAUUGAACAGUGGCAUACAGGGCAUGAAUUCUCAGCACGCAAUGGGGGUUUGUGGAAUCAAUGCUGUGGCCGAAAUUAAAAACGAAGAUUCUUCGUCAAAUGAAGCUACCUCGUUAUCGACAUCAACUAGGGCCUCCUCUUCGUCGUCUCGCCAUUCUACGAACACCACCGUCACUACCCUGCUGGACACCUGCUCUGACGCGAUGAACGCGCUCACGCAAUGUUCGAUGCUCGCAGUUGACGAUGAGGAUGACGGAAGCAGUGUCCGUUCCGUGAUAUGUAGCAAAUGCCAGAAGGAGUGCCAGAACCAGAUGCUGUUGUAUGCACACAUUCUGCACUGCUCCAAUGAUUAUGUUUGGUUGCAGGCCAAAAAGCGCAUGAAGUAUCGCCGUGCUAAACGGCGAAGAGGUGGCAAUCGUAAUGGCGUUAGUUGUGCGCCGUCAUUGCUAACCAUACCGCGACUGGUGCAGCCGCCUCAAAACGCUGUUGAAAAGGUGGAAACGGCAGAAUAUCAAUCAUUAUCUUCAUCUCCCGACGAAAAGCAUACCGCUAACAAUAUCAGCAUCUGUAGUAAUGCCAGCAGUAGUAGCAGCGAUUGUACUGGCAGCAGCAGUAGCAGCAGUAGCAGCAGCAGCAGCAGCAGCAGCAGCAGCUGCAACAGUAGCACUAGCAACGAUAGUUCGAAGGCGAAUGGAAACCAGAAGGUUCGGAAAUCACCUAAACCAAAGGAGAGUGAUAGUGAUAUAGUGCAAAAGCUACUGGCAAACCUUCCGGCAAAGCGCAACUCUCGGCAAACGAAUUUUCAAACAUCGAAACAAAUCACCAAGCGUUCGAAGGUGGUAGCAAGGAAGACCUUCUGCUCGGCAUCCGGGUCCGUCACAUCUCAACAGAUAGCGCACGGAGGAAAGCGUUCAGCUUUACUACUUGGUGAAUCCACCGUAGCACAACCUACUACUGCACAGACCGCCACUGCUCCUGUUCACAAUGGUAACGAUAUUGAUAGUAGUAAGAAUUUGUCCACAUCUAUAAUAUCUGCAGCAAAGCGGGAAAAAAUCCCUCACGGUACUGCUGGUAAAAAAUUACGUUCAAGACAAACCAUGACCAGUUCCCUUCGGUCUGCAACCGCUGCUGGGCAUGUAAAGUCUCAGAAAACACAAAAAGUUGCCUGCAAAAAAACCACCACUUCCUUAGAGGGUAAUGUCAGGGAUGUUAGUUCCAAACCGUGUUCCAAAGAAUCUUCACACAUCUUAGAGAAAAGUUCAGAAGUAAGAAAAAAGGGAAAACUUAACCGAGGAAAGCUUGUUGGGACAGUGGUCAAGCAGAAAAAAAUGGUAAUGUGGAAGAAGAGUAAACACCAGCUGUUAAGAUUAACUACGACCAACGGUCAUCACCGAAUGUUACGUAGCAGUGGUAAGCGUCUGUUACCAGCAUCGAUUUCCACUAGUCAAACAUUCUUAUCAUCGCGAUCCGUUCGUAAUCCAGCGCGCGCAAAAAAUCUCUUGGUAAACAGGCGAAAACUGUUAAGAACCGAAAAGCAAAUACCUUCUUCAGGUGCGAUGGUAAAAGACGAAGCGUUAGAAGAAAAAGAAUCUAAAGUCAGUGAGCGAAAGGACGACGCCGGUAACAGUACUGCGGACACUGUUAGUAGUUGUGCGGAUAGUGGGUCGGUUAUUUCUAGCAAAAUUAAUUCAUCGUCUGAAACUGAACCAUUUGCCAACAUUUCCCCACUCGACUCAGUAGUCGCAAAAGAUGGAACAGAGCAGAACAAUUCGGAAGUGUUAGUAGAGCAAACUGUCGAUAGCUUAGAUAAGCUGGCUACUUCCGAUAUAGAACCAAGUGAAUAUGUAGCUGUCGAACGCAGUGCAGUGCAGGUAACACCAAAUCAACCUAUCAGGAAGCAAUACAUAAAGGACCCACCUGCAACACCGAAAAAGUGUGAUCCUGAUUCGGAGGAGAAUGCUGCGACGUCCGAGUCAUUGUCUUCGUGUUCUAGCAUGGCAGAACAAAACAUGUCUGCAAACGGUGGUCAAUCGGCAGCUGGAAGUAAACGGAGAAAGAAGAAGCUGAAUGACUGUAUUGCGAUGCUAACUGGUAAACUGUCGGAACGAUUGGGAGUUGAUUUUUUUAACAAAGACCAGAGCAAUGAAGAGGUUUCUCCAAACGAAUCGUCCGCGGGUUGCUCCGUGUCGGAGGUGGAGAAGCUUUCAGCCAACAACGCGGCUACUUCGAGCAGCCAUUCUGUAUCUUCUGAUGAGAGCUCACUUUUCGUGAAACAUGAUGAACUUGUAUCAAUGAAUGCUCAGCAGCUCCCCGCACGGUCUCCGUGCCUAGUUGCGUUAACCAACAAUGCAAAGCCACCCUCAGCAUAUACAGCAUCCGCGGAAAGCAUCACAUUGCCUGUAGAAUCAACAUCCGCCACCGCCAACGCAAUCGACACCUGGUCGAAUAAUUAUUGCCAUGCGCUGCCUGCGACUGCAUUGCCUCCUCAAUCGGUUCCAAUACGCCUUAAAGCUGCCAGUACCGUUCGACCGGUAUCACCUAUCCUGGCAACACCGGUGACAUACGAACGGUUAGCGACACAUGCUGCGUCUUCGGCAACUGAACAGAUUUCGGACGAACCAUUAAAUCUGUCCAAAAGCAGUCUCAUGGGACCUGGUGCGAUCAGGAAUGCCACGGUGCAAUGGAAACCGGAUGAUGCUUCCAGUUCGGUAUAUAAAAGAUCACGCUCACAACCGCAGGAACCCUCGGUUUCGUUGAACCCUUCCACGCAACCGAUGCACGCUCAUAAUUUAAAGGCUGACAUUCCUGUCGCACAUUUUAACCAGCCACUGGACACCUCACCGCAUCUAGGUCAACAGAAAGCACGCAAAUUAAAAUGUCCGUCGCCCCUGACAACCGAUUCCGGAUGCACUAUUACACCGAAAGUGGGAAGAGGCAACUUCUCAUCAUUAAAGCUUCCGCCUGGGUUAAUAAUCGAACGGGUGGAAUAUAAACAAUCUCGUCCAUCCAUUACAAAGGAAGUGCCGUCAGUUACAAUAGUGGCACGCCAGCGCCAACUCCCCGCCCCAGAUCCGAUGUCUUCGAUGGCUGAAAAUAGUGCAACAGAUUUAACAAUGGAAAAGCCUGCUUCGUUAACGCACAGCUCAAGCUUGACGCCUUAUCCCAACAGCGCUUCUACCUUCGUAAAACCAUUACCAAACAGUACUUCCGGUGUAAUGGUACAUCAUGGUAGGCAUGAUUCGAAUCACACGAAGAGCAUUGGAUACGGCAGCCAUCCUGAGACAAACGUUUUUCAUCGACGCUCUGAACAAACCACCGACAGUUUAGCACCAGUGUGUUUUCCUUCCGCGUUAAGGUCUGGCCCCUGUCCGGAAAAUCGAAUAUCCGUCACGAUUACCGAGUCUUGUUCUACUGCUCACGAGCGCGUCCAGGAUAUGCAAACUAGCGUUGAUUUGUCAACAACACCCCAAAAGGAUAAAGCUAUUUCAUCCUACUGUUUGCCAUCGGCAAAGGAUACAAUGCCAAUAAGAGCUCCACAGCGAAUGGCACCUUCGGUCAUUCCUUCCACUUUGCACAAAAUGCCCAUUGGUGGUGUGACUGGACAUGCAGCCGGGUCUUCCGUGAAAACACCACCGCCAAUCACAACGCUGAUUAUUCCACAAGUCCCUAUGCCACCGUUGGCAAGCCAGACCGUCUAUCCGCUGAAACGUGCAAGACGCAAAAGUGUGUUUGUACCGAUGUCGGUACCGACCGACGAAUCGAACCGUGAUGUAAUGGCUAAAGCUGUGAGACAACAGCAUCCAAUCAUUCCAACGUUUGCUGCAGCACCAUCGCCACAGUCCGGCACCGCUGGUAGCAUAACAAGUGCUAAUCUGUUAGCGUCCAUGUCGUUGUCAUUUAUUGCACCGAGUUUGCUGCCGGUACCGGGGACAUCAAUGUUAAGUCCAAUCGAUAUGCAGCGGCUCGCCACAGUUAGGCUCCCGGCACAUUUGCAACCUCCUGUAAUUCCACCGUUAAAAAUACCAGAUCCAGCAACUUCCGCUAGCAUGCUGGAAAAGAUGUUUCAUCCUACGCAUAGUAACGUACUAUCAACCGGGCUCGAGCUGAAACCAGACGCUCAGAGUCAUCAACCUAAACCACCCUCAGCAACACAAACAACUGCAAUACGUUCACAUAUGUACGCCAACCCUGUAGAAGAAAAUUCACAUUUCAUUCCGUCACUACCGGCAAACCUGAAUGGAUUCAUUACUCAACCAGAACAUAUAGUGAACACAAACAUGCCGGCAACUGCCAGAACGUCCGAUACGAAAACUGCGAAACCGAACAACAGUUCGUCUGGAGCGGCUAGUAAAGGCAGUGGCCGCAUAAUGAAACGCAGAGCUUCUGUGGCGGACCUGCAACGGAAAGCGUUGAUGGAACAAAUUUGGAAUCAGUCAAUUAUAGAUAAAAUGAUGAGCGAAAAAGACACGAGAAUUGUCAGCGGUUUUGAAGAAACAAAGAAAACAGUGCACACCACUGUUCCAGCAGCGGAAAUUGUGCUAGAAAAGAGCAGUAAUGUACAAAAAUUAGAUCAACAAAUCACACGCCUGGAAGAAGAAUUAGCAACUAAUGCUGAUAAAUCGCACAUCAUCACGCACACCUCCACACCUAGCAACGCACCAACUAAGAAUAAAGCUGAAAGACAAAGUAAAAAGAAGCAUCCGGCUGAAUUGGGUUCCGUACCGACAAACGAAUUGAAAGCACCCGAUAGCAUGGCCCAACCUAUAGCACUACUUCAGCAUGCAGGAGUGCAGAGGCCUCAUGAUACUGUUACUGUUCCACUUAAUAACUUACAUACAGAAUGUGAAAAAAUGCAAGAUCCACAGAAAGAGCAUGCUGGAGAGCUGCAAGCCAGACCGGAGGAGCUAAUCCCACCGGCACGUACUUUGGAAACGCGAAAAGACUCCAGCACAACUCUCGAACCGGCACACCACACGACAGGCGACAACAAGGAAGCAGAUUCAACUGCACCUUUACCAACGAUAAAUGCUGCUGACACUAUCAAGCCCACUGAUAAAACUGAUGCAGCGUCGGAGGAUGGUUCGGCUCAUGUAAGUGACUGCCAGGCAAGCGCCGAGAUACAAAAGGAAGGGGGGUCGAAGAAGGUGGUACGCAAAAGGAGAAAAAACGAAUUGGCUUCCAUACUGUCGGACCAGCUACUGGAAAGCUUUAAGGAAGUGGACAAGUCGCGAUUGGAUGAUUUAAAGCUGCUGCAUGAUUUAACAUGUGAGACGCCCGAUGUAAAGUUCACCCUGGAACAGAUCCCGCAGUUAGCCAAGCGGAAGUCUAACCCACGAAUGCCCGAGCUAUUGAUACAAGAUUCAUCCAAGCUAAUGACUUCGGUACAUACAACCAGCAAAAAAGUGAACAGUACUAAUAAAAAACUGGUCAAAGACAAAGAACCGGCUGCACCGCAACCGGCAACUGCUAAAGACCCGAAAACUAAACCAUCGACCGGCACGCUUGGCUGUAGUGUACAGCCAACAUCCUCCCUGCUACAAAGUAGGGCUAAAGGUGUUCAGAUGCAAGAGGGAAAAGAAAAAUCGGUUGCACUAGCUACUAUCGACUCAAAAGAAUAUGCACCUGUCAAUGCACAAGAAAGCACCGAAAAGCUAAAUAAUUCGAUGGACCCAAGUUCGGUAGUAUCUGCUAAAGCGAGUCGAACAAAAACGCUCAACUCCAUAAAUGGAGAACACAAGACUCAAAAUUCUCCUAAGCAAACAUCAACCAGACUCACCGAUUCCGAAUCGUGUACGGAUUUAGCUACUGCGCACGACAAAACUGAUGAUGUUACCAUCCAUGACCGUAAAAAUGUAUUAAGAAAACGGGCUUCAACACCGGCCGCAGGAGUAGUACAGCAGGUAACCGGUGUGAAAAAUAAUUCUAAAGAAAAAAACGAUGAUGUCACGUUGGGAAACCAGUUACCAGUCAUUGGUAGUGUUCACCUGACGGAAGCAGUAACUGGCAAAACUGUAGAUACACCAGUUGCACAAAAGGCAACAUCCCAUCCCCCGAAACGAAUAAUGUCUCGUCGCAAAUCAGUGUUUGUGGACUGCGAUUUGGCACAAUAUGUUGAAAAGGAAGAAAAUAAGCUGAAAAAAGAAUCUGCCAACGUGUCGUUCAAGGACGAUCUUGUGCUGAUACCUAGGCGAGGUACACGAAGCCAGGCCCAGUUGAGCUUCGAUUUGGCAGAAAACUUCCCGGAAUCGGCUAUGAAGCCUCGCGAUCCUCGCAGACGAGUUCUACAGAAGCGUCGCGAAGAAGAGCUUAAUGCUAGGGAAAACAAAAUGCAACUGGAAGCCAAGGGCGUCCGUAGUAGUCCACUUUCAGUCGACAAACAGACGAUUGUCGGUAUGGUGGAAACACCAGUGGCCGCGGCUUCCGUUAAAUCAAACAAAGUGGAUAAACGAGAAAAGCAGGUACCAUCGAAUCCGCCGAACGAGUUAUUAGUGGACUCAAAAUCCAAAAAUGAUGAAGAAGAAAAGCCUGUCGAAGUUCCGGAACAAGUACCAUUACGAAGAAUCAGCGCUAGAAGGGCCUCGGUAUGCGUGCGUUCCUUGACGAGUGCGAAAAAUGUUAAAGACGAAACUAGCAAUACUCCUUCAGCAUCGGUUGCAGUUGCAGUUCCGGAAGACGAGCGUCUGCGCGAUAUCGGGAAUGAAGUGAAGCGUGUCUAUAAGCGCAGAGCUUCAAUUUACCGACCAACAGCCGAAUUGCAAGCGCCUGAUGAUGAUACCGGUGGAAAGCAGGGCAUUCAUAAAUCAUUAAAUUCGAACAUGGGAGUAGAGAAUACGGGCCUCGCGAGGAAAAAAGAGACAGUGUCUCAGAAAUCACCCAUGCGGCGUUCUAAAACACCUGGCCCUAGCGACUGGAAGCGCAGAAAUCAGCUUCCAUUAAAUGGGACGUCCGAACCUCUGAUUGAAUCGUUACUGCUGCAUGCCACUGACGCUGAGGCGAAUGCUCCAAAGCGACGCACGACAAAAAAUAGCCAGAUUGCAGAAACAGUUUCCAAGUUGUUCAACAUUCAAGAGGAAAUUAUGCUGAUAGACAGCUCAAGGCGUAAACCACGUAAAGCUAUUACGCCGGUCGUACCGACAGAGAGCGCAUCAGCUCCGGAACCCAUAAAGCAAACGCUAGAUAGUACAAAUAGCGCUUCACUGGAGAAAACAAACGAGAAAUACAAAACGAUAUCGGCGUACGAUUCUCCGAUGGGUAGUAAUGGAGUAAUGGAGGAAAUGACAGAACCACGGUUGCCCAGAAAAUCCUUUUCAUUUUCCAACGAUGAAGAUGAAUCGCCAAAAGCGAUAAAAAAAUUAGUGGAAAACAUCAUCAACAACACGACCAACUCGUCUAACGCUUCGACUGAUUACUCCGAUGACGAUAACAUGUCGCUGGCUUGUUUUGCGGCUCGCAGUAAUGUGCCUAUCGCGCAUUCGCAACAAACGGCGGAUAUGUUUGCCAAACCUCCAUCCACCGUCCCGACACGUGCUAUGUCGGUAAUUGCAGACGAUGAAAGUACUACCAACACCGAUGCCUUAGACGAUGAUAUGAUGAGCGUGACUACCGAAAUACCAACAUCGACAAACAAGUCGCGAAUGGGCACCCGGCGCGUAAGACGAAAACGUCGUAAAACCAUGCGCCAGAGCAGCAAAAUAAAGCGUCAACAAGCAAAAACACAGGAAGAGAACAACAAGCCGGUGCAAUCCUUCAACUGCACCCUUUGCCGCAAGGUAUUCAAAAAGCAGGAUGCAUACAACAAGCAUCGCAUGACGCUCUCGCACAUUGCCAAGCUUUCGGAGCAAGAAUACCUAGUUGCGCAACAGAAUCAGGAGAGGCGACAGGAUGAUUCGUUGCAGCUGUCUGACGAAGGCGCGCAGCCUCCCCCUAAAACGGCCCCUGAACGACCGGAUAUUGAAAUGGUGGAAAAAAUCGUGACAUUGGAUGUACCCUCGGUCAUUGCGACUAUUCCUGACGGUGGUUUGUCCGUAGCGGCAUUGUCGCUGGCAAUCACCGACAAGGGCAAAAGUCACGAUCACCACGAUCAAGAGGUAAAGGAACUCAGUCAAGAAGAGAAGCUUUUCUUCGAAUGUUGUUCGAUGCUGAAGGAAUCGAAUUCUGGCGAGAACGAUAAAUUGCAGCGUGUCACUGUGUCUUUAAAAUCAAGCGAAUUGGUAAAUUCAAUAGACCUUGCUAAUCCGUGCGUAGUGCUUGCAAAUGAGGGAAACAAUGUAUCCGCCCCUGUACCUUCCGCUCAGUUGCCCCUGAUAGAACAUAACCAGAUACUUCCAGUGAGCCCAACGUGCUGUGCAAAGGAGCCGUUCGAAACGGCAACGGUCAUCCAACAGCAAGAAGACACAAUUUUCCAGCAAAAUCACGAAGGGUUGUUGGGAGAGGCAACAAACUUUAUGGUACAUCGGUAUGUUUUGGCAAAGGAUGCAGGGAGUGUAUCACCACCAGCACACCACACGGUAAAGUCAACAUCGGCUAUUUCUGCUGCUGCUGGUAACAGUAGUAGCAGCAGCAGUAGCAGUAGUAGCAGUAGUAGCAGUAGCAGUACCAGCAGCAACAGGAGUACCAGCAGCCGAAGUAGUACUGACAGCAACAGUAUCAACAAGAGUAAUGCCAAUAAUGCAAAAAUUAAAACUAAAGGAGCACUCAAGGGAUACGACAACUUCAAAGUGUCCAUCCCAAUGACUGGUCUGACUGUGAUGUCAACUAAUACGGCAGGUUCAGGUAUUGGUGUGGGCAAAGAAUCGCGUCUAGACACUCUUGCCGAUGUUGCUUUGUGUGGUGAUAUUCCGAAAGAGUUUGGCAUAGCGGUCCAGAACGAUGAGAUAACUGCUACUACUACUACUGCUACUACUCUUGUCAGUGAGGAUGAGCGUGUUCGUGCUUGCCCGGAAACACUCGCUAGGUUGCCCGUGGUUGAGACUGACAUGUUUCUUGAUGCUAAGGUGCACGCACCUUCAUUACCGUUGAUGGAAAAGAAUGAACGAGAUGGUACUGCUGGGACGAAAAAUAACUCCAUUGUGUUACGCACUUGUGUGGAAAACAAUUCAAAAUCCCAAAUAUCGAAUAGGACAGGCAGUGGGAAAAAUCGCGACACUUCCGCCAAAUCACAAGCCAAACCUUCUAAUCGAUGGACAUCAUCCGGACCAUAUCGCAGGAAAAUGGAUAAAAAUAAUCACCCUCCAAACGUAGAAACAGCAGCAGCAGCAGCAGCAGCAACAGUACCUUGUGAUCAUACAUUUUUGUACGAGGGGGACGAUGUUUACGCAUUCCAAGAUUCACCGUGCGACGGUGAUCUACCGUCGACGUAUUCUUCAAAGAAAAAUAGUAAUGCAGUGCAGUACCAAAGCAUGUUGAAGCAUGAUGAAAAGGCUCAGCAACACACAGCACCCAAUGCAAUAGUACACCAGACGACUGCACCCGAAGAGCACGAGGAUAGUCAGAUGUCGAGCUUGAGCUUUUCGGAUCGGGAUGACUUUGUGUACGGUACCAACACGAUGAGCGAAGAGGAGGAAGAGGAAGAGGAUAAGAAUAGUAGCAUAAGCAGCGAACAGACUGCACCGAAAAAGCUCACCAACGCGGAUGUUCAGAAGAAGAGUCUGAUCAUGGGUCGGAUCUUCAAAAAGGGCGGAGCAAAGGAUAAGCUUAUAGGUGAUGCGGGAACGCGCAAGUGCCCAACAACUUCGCUUGAAGCAAGUACUGCACCCGAGGUUCCACACAAGCUUGCCGCCGGUACGGCAGCGGCAACAGUUGCAAAACCGACGACCAAUGCUAAAUCGGCCGCGAAAGAUUUCGACAAACUGUUUGACACGCUCAAAAAUGACGCUGCUGCAGCGACAGACGAGAUACAGAGUGCAAAUGAACCACAAUACGACACUCGUCCUCCGACAGGGUUUUGUGGUGAGGAAAUGCUUCGGCCACCGGGUGUUGUCGAACAUCAGGCAAAUAAUUCCAACCUUCCGGAUAGUCUCGAGCAACGGGAUUACGAAACAACAGUCGAUACGGGGCCAGAGCGAUUGCGUCGCCGAAGAACAGGGCAGCAAAAGAUUCUGACGGAGACGUGGGAUUCGGACGAGUUUGAAGACUUUCAAACGGAUGACAUCAUGAAGCUGAUCGAUCGAACGGAGGACGAUGAGCCAAACGACCAUAAUGCACAGUCCAAGAAGAGGGCCCUAUUACACAGGGCAUCUGAGGAAAAAGUAAAAUCAACAAGCCUAGAGAGUACACUUCCCGCUCCCGCGAAAAAGUCAUCAUCGCUCAAUGAUAGCUGUACCAGCGAGAAAGAAUAUCGUAGGACCGAGCAUACGGGACUCAAAAAAGGUGGUAUACACUCGCUUGGUGAUAAGAAGCCGCCAUCCAAACCCGACGCAACAGUUACGGAUGACACCAUACGAAAGGUGAUGGAAAGCGUCAUACUAGAAACCAUGGGCAAAAGCUGUAUCACCGGCAAACGCAAGCCAACAGCUCACUCGGGAACGUUGGGUUUGGACAAUAGGGAGGUAGCAGCAGCCGUAGCCUCCAACAAUAAGACGCUCCGGCACUCGUCUAAUGGUGAUGGCAGUGGCAAAGGUUCUCUGGCAUCAAAUGUUUCUACCGAAGACGUUUCACUCGCACUAGAAUUAACAUCACUAGAAGAGCACACGCUCGAAUCGAGUGUAGUCAUAUCUUCAAAAACAAUAACGAGCAAGUUCAAACAAAAGCUUAAUUCAUCUCUGCGCGAUAGCCUGGUGCCAUCCAAGGAAGGUACCAAGCAAGAGAGCAACGAAAACGAUACCACCAUUUCGCGAUCCAAGCCGAGCAUGAUGGUUGCAAACACUUCUACGGCCAUACCUGCAUCAAAUCAUCCUGUCACAACUGUACCAUCAACUGCAGCCCCUAGUAACAACAACAACAAUAAUAACAAAAUCAACAACAAUAACAACACUAUCAAUAGCAAAGUGUCGGGCAAAUCGUCGAAGGUAGUAGUGACGGGGGGAAGCAAGAACAGAGGAAAGCCCAAAAGUACCGAAGAGGACUGGAGCGGUAGAGCGGUGGCUGUACCGGGCAGCAAACAGCGAAAAGUAGCACCAAAGAAAAUGAAGAACAUUGCUUACGACCCCGACAGUGACUAUGAGCAGAGCAUCAAGUGUAAGAAGGUGAAGCGCAAAUUGUUGGAAAACGACAUCGAAGCCAAUCUGAAGAUCGAACAGCUUCAAUCGACGCUGCUGAAUGCGGAAGACAAUAGCAUCCUGUUAGCGACCUCGCGCCGCAAGCGUAAUGCAGGAGAUAUGCUGUACUAUUGGUCGUCGAGCAGUGACGAAGAGGAAAUGGAAAAGGAGGAAAAGUCGAACGCCAAACAUAAUGACCGGCAUCGGCAUCGCAAGCCGACGAACAACAAUAAUGCCCCGUCUGGGAAGAAACGCGGCCGCAAGAGCAAACAACAAUCAGGCAGCCCGAAUGCGGUGGAACUCAUAAUCGAUGGAGCCAAUAUCCCGGAGGAUGUGGAGUUGAAGGAUGAAACCAAAGCGAAGGAUACGUCCGCUGUUCGACACAUCGCACACGGUACGCCGGAAACAACGGGUGAUGGGAAAAAGCUGAGAACAAGCAGCGCUAUCACUGAGAAAAAGGCAGCACAAACGCCCAAAAAGAAGCAACCGAAACAAACUGAGCCGGAAAAGUCGUUACAGCUGCAAACACUACCCGUACAAACGGAGGCAGAACCGUGCGGCACCGGUAGUGAGCAUCUACAGCAGCAUGGCUGGAUAAUGGGUGACUCGCACAAGAAGCUCGUAACUAUGCUAGCUCAUGCAAAAGGAAAACACGAUAGUCGCAACAGACAGACAACAAACCGAAAGAAGUAGGUAUCACCAACUCGUAGGAAGCUCGCAUUAAACGUCCAGCUGCGCGUAACAAUCCGUAAAGCUCAACAACAAACACAACCAGUUCAGACUCAGAUUAGUACAUUUUCAAUCACCAUAUAGUUUUCUCCAACGGUCUCCUUGGACAUCACAAAACCCUUGGCAUGGUCAUUGCUGGCUUGGCCAAAUCAGUGUAACUGUUUUCCUUCUGAGAAUGUGUGAUAAUGUUCCUGACGCUCAUCCCGGAUCACCCAUCGGAACAGCACAUUGACAAAACAGAAAAACAAAUUCCCUUGCUUUAAGUCGCAUAAUGCAUGUCUGUGUGUGUGAGUGUGAGUGUUGAUAUUAAAAUUAUCGACCAUAUCUCGUGUAAUGAGGGGGAUUGCAGGAAAUAAUGGCAACUACAAAGCAGUAUAUCGAAGGUGGAAUCAAAAAUACCAGUAUGAAGGGAUUGGAGGGUAGCAAAAUACCAGGUCAGGUCGUCCUUUACGAAACAAGGGUAUGGACGAAAUGGAAUGGAUAGCGCAUUGUAAAGAAAUUAAAACCCAUAUGCAAAUAGUGAUGAACGGAACAGAAUGGUGGAGUGGUGGUUAGCACAUAAGAACAUAAUACUGUGAAGAGCAGAAAAAAAUGUUAGUUACUGCAUUUUUUGAAGAUGGUUCUUUAGUGUUUUUGUUUUUGUUUUUAAAUUCCUUUUGCUACCGACACAGAUAAUUGUAUGAAAGAUUUUAAGAAGGUAGUGAAUUUGAUUAAUAAUCGCUAUCGCAACAGUUCUACGACACUGCACGAAUUGUUGUGCUACGCUGGAAGUUUGAGCAGUAAUUAGCGAAUGGCAGUGAAAAGUUGUAAAUCAUUAACUUGACCGUAGUAGUGUCGAGAGCGUUGAAACGAGAGUAGCGAACUAUGUGCAUACUUCCUUCCGGCAAACGAAUCUCCUGUGGUCUCGAUCGAACCGUUGUAUAUAAAUAGGCGGGAAUGUGCAUUCGCUAGGAACGGAUGAACAAAACUAGCAUUAGCAAAUUUCGUAAAGACGAUUGAUUGAUGAAUUUCCAAUCCGAACGCACAUUAUAUGUGUGAGUGUGUAAUGUAUGAUAAAAAUAUAGAAAACUGGUGCAGAGAAGAAUUGUGAUUAGAGGAACCACCAGGAGCUAGGUUUUGUGGAAGGCAAAUUGUCUAAUGGUCUGUUUUUAUUUUUACAUAUUUGGUGGUUUGUUGGAUGCCCUUCCUUAAUCUCCGAUACGAGGGCAUACAUCACACAAAUGUUAUGGAAAACACAAAAAAAAACAAACAAACAAAAAACACACUACAAAAAAUUUAAGUUCAGUGGUUUUGUGGCAAAAGUUAAAAUAAACAUUACAACACAUUUCCUAGUGGACGUCGUCAUCUGCAUCAUCAGCAGCCAAGUAGCUGCAAUUGCUAGUUUUGCAGCAAUACUCACAGUAUUCAUCAGCGGCGGUACCAUACAUUUCGUUUGAACGGUUUUAAUGCGAAAGGAAGAACGCACGCUACACUGUUGUAGCGGGGUGUAUAGCUCUCUGCGGCGAUGAACAUGUAUAAAAAGCAGCACUUACACGUACCGCGUAAGAAACAAACCUAUUGAAAUCUUAUAACAAAAUAUGUGACAUUAGGUGUAACCGUACAUCUGGUAUUUGAAUAUUUGUGCAUAAGCGCGCGCGUACAGGAAGCGCAUGAAUCAUCAGAUAAACAGCAAUAUUUAAUGACGAGCGAUCUCAGCAAAAGCGCAAAUUAUUCCGAUACACUGAAGCAUACAACACGUGUUCGCAUGCUUAUGAUGGACGCAUGGCGAGACGGACGGGGGUCGGGGCACAAAAGAAGAGAGAAAGAGAGAGAGAGAGAAGAAGGUGGAUUGCAAGGAACACGAUUUUAUACCAUAUUGUAAGCAUAUAAUGGAAAUAGUAAUGGGGCGGAUGCGUACGACGAGUGUGGUGGUGGUGGUGCUGUAAAGGCUGUAAAACAAUAAUUUCUGAACAUACAUUACCACAGGACACAACACAACAACAAAACUAUUCAUUCAUGCCAUCCUUCUGCUAUGCAAAUCGGAAAACUGUAUUUGGAGGUAUGGUUGCACACUAGAACACAAUGUGGAACGUGAUGCGCAACAACAACAGCAACAACAAACACAUCAAAAAUUGAUGGAGGAGAGGAUGGAAAGCUUAUCUCUAGAGGCAAGUUAAUGUAGAGAUCUGCGUCUCGAUGAAGUUGUUUAUCAUUUGUGGGCAGGGCAGGUCAAAACGGAUUGCUAAUCAGUAGAGAAGGGAAAGAGCAUCACACAGAACUGUAUUGUAUUGACUGCCAUAUAAACUUAAUUCCCGUGUCGUUAGUCCAAAAAGUAAAAUAUCAUAAAUGUUCGUAUUGUGUUGAUUAGUUGGGACAGUCUUUAUUGAUAAACGCUUCUUGUUACACAUACAUUUGUGCUCGCCAAGUCGUGUAUUUCUUUUGUUAUUCACAUGCACAUGCACAUGCAAAAUUGAGCACAGGUCUGCUGGUGAUCUGCGCCCGAUUGGAGAGUGCUGAUAACAUGCAGAUAAGUUGAUAAGAAAAUGGAUGGAGUUUUACGUUCUCUGUAAAUCGAUGAUUUCUGGCGAUUGAACCAAAUCAAUGUAAACAUAUUUUAAUGAACCGUGCGUGGUAUGAACUGUUGAACGGAAGGUGUGGAAACAUUCAAUUAGAUAAAUACUGCUACUGCUACACGAAAAUGAAUGAUAUCUCUAUGCUUCAUGUUUCCGAUGAAUCACCUAAUAUCAUCAUCACCUUCGGACAGUUCAUUUUCAUUUGUAAAAACUCUUUGUUACUUGCUAGCAGAUUCAUUUUCUCUGUUUACUAAAUGUAUUUUAGUGAUUAAUAAACAAUUACUCGAGGA